This is a messenger RNA of Arachis stenosperma, 1997 nucleotides long. Its product is annotated as probable WRKY transcription factor 21. The transcript has 3 exons. NCBI's taxonomy places the organism in Eukaryota, Viridiplantae, Streptophyta, Magnoliopsida, Fabales, Fabaceae. The record is from RefSeq and is a predicted model, not a curated record. Gene Ontology annotation, molecular function: sequence-specific DNA binding; DNA-binding transcription factor activity. Gene Ontology annotation, biological process: regulation of DNA-templated transcription. The coding region runs from base 633 to 1727 and encodes 364 amino acids.
UCUUUCUUUGCUUAUUUAAAUUCCUCUUUCCCCUCUUUCUCAAAAUACUGUUUUUUUACAUUUUUUUUUCUAGAACUCGAUAAUAAAUAAUAUUUUAUGUUCCUUGUUGCUAAGUAGUUUAAUAAUAGUUUUUGAAGUUGGAAGCUUUGUUCUCUUACGGUGAAUUCUCAGAAAUGAGCCAAAGUCCUUUCUUUCUUUCACACCUUUCAAUCUCAGAACAGAAACCCCUUCACUUCAUGGUAGAGGAAUCUAGGGUUUGACAGCACCAAGUCCAUCAAGGUCCGUGCUUUGUGGCCCUUUUUCUCCUCUUCAGUCUCUGGAAAAUUGGGCUGCUCAUUUUCUCUUCCCAGUAAAGUCUUUUUUUCCUUUUAUCCAUAUUGGCUCUCACUCUGACUCAAGGUCCCUUUUGAUUCUGAAAUUUUGAAACUUUAAUCAUGAGUAGCCUCUUCUCGAAUGAGUUACCUCAAUCUUAAUCUGCCACAUGUGACCAAGUGUGUAGAUAAAUGAGGCUGUUUUAGUAUUCUGCUGUGUCUUGCCUUAGUUUUUCUGCCCCUCAGAGGAACUUUGAGGGGUUAGGUUAGGUCUUCUUCUUCUGUUGGUGUUGUUGUUCACCUUUUAGAUAGAGGCUAAAUAUGGAGGAAGUUGAAGAAGCUAACAGAGCUGCUGUUGAGAGCUGCCAUAGAGUUUUAACAGUGUUGUCUCAGCCUCAGGAUCAAGUUCAUUAUAGGAAUUUAAUGGUAGAAACUGGUGAAGCUGUGGUGAAGUUCAAGAAAGUUGUUUCCUUGCUUACUAGUAGUUUGGGUCAUGCAAGAGUUAGGAAGCAUAAGAAGCUUCAAGUACCAUUUUCUCAAAGCAUCCUCUUGGAUAGCCCAAUUUGCAUAAGAAAAAAGCAUCAAUCUAAGUACUUGAAAUUUCCUCAGGCUGAUUUUCAUGAUAAUUCAGCUCAGGAACUGGGUUUAACAGUAGGGAAAUCGCUAAGCCUGGCUGCGAAACCGGCCUUGGAAUUGAGCUCCAAUGGCAAUGGGAAUGGGAAGAGUCCUCUUCAACUUGCUCAACAACUCUCAUCAACACACUAUCAUAUUCUUCAGCAGCAGCAGCAACAACAAAGGGCAUUGCUGCUGCAUCAUCAGCAGCAGCAGCAACAAAUGAAACAUCAAGCCGAAAUUAUGUACAGAAGGAACAACAUUAACAAUAGCAAUAACUGCAGCAGCAACAACAACAGUGUCAUAAAUCUGAAUUUUGAUAAUAGCUCUAGCUGCACACCAACAAUGUCGUCUACUAGGUCUUUUAUUUCUUCCCUUAGCAUAGAUGGGAGCGUGGCGAACAUGGAAGGAAGCGCCUUCCAUCUAAUCGGAGCUGCGCGCUCUUCUGAUCAGAAUUCCCAACAGCACAAGAGAAAAUGUUCUGCUAGAGGCGACGAGGCAAGCGGUGGCAAAUGCCAUUGCUCAAAGAAGAGGAAACAUAGAGUGAAGAGAUCAAUCAAGGUGCCUGCCAUCAGCAACAAACUUGCAGAUAUCCCUCCUGAUGAUUAUUCGUGGAGGAAGUACGGGCAGAAGCCCAUCAAGGGAUCUCCACACCCCAGGGGGUAUUAUAAGUGCAGCAGCAUGAGAGGGUGCCCUGCUAGGAAGCAUGUUGAGAGGUGCUUGGAAGAGCCUUCAAUGCUAAUAGUUACCUAUGAAGGGGAGCACAACCACCCUAAAUUAUCAACACAAUCUGCAAACGCAUGAACUCUAUAAUUCAAUUUAUCAAAACCUAUUAUUGAUUUUAGAUUCUGCUGUAAUGUACAUAUCUUAAGUGGGGAUAAGCAGGGAUUUUUCUUCUUUUUUUCUUUCUCCAACUUUGGGAUAGUUGGUUAAUUAGCCGUUUAGUUAGAAUGAGAAUGAGGGUCAAUGAUGAAAUUUAAAGUCGUCUGUAAAAUUGGCAUUGUCAAUUCUUAAGAACUAUCGACUUUCUUGAGCAUGUUAUGAACAUGUAAGCGUUUUUUAUUUUUUAAUGAA